This is a messenger RNA of Pseudophryne corroboree (corroboree frog), 965 nucleotides long. Its product is annotated as MAGUK p55 subfamily member 4-like. NCBI's taxonomy places the organism in Eukaryota, Metazoa, Chordata, Amphibia, Anura, Myobatrachidae. The transcript has 4 exons. The record is from RefSeq and is a predicted model, not a curated record. Bases 237 to 599 code for a protein of 120 amino acids. Gene Ontology annotation, cellular component: adherens junction; plasma membrane.
ACGUGUAUCUGUAUGUAAUGUGUUUCUGUAUGUAACGUGUAUCUGUAUGUAACACUAUCAUCUAUGUCCCGGCAGAUACUACUCGCCAUAAGAAGAGUUAUGAAGAGAAUGGUCGGGAAUAUUUCUUUGUAUCUAAAGAGACAUUUGAAAGUCUGGUAUAUAGCCACAGUUUCCUGGAGUACGGAGAACACAAAGGGAAUUUGUAUGGUACAAGUGUGGAGACGGUGAAAGACGUCAUGGAUGCUGGAAAAAUCUGCAUAAUUGAUCUGGAGCCACAGUGUAUUCCAGGGGCCCGAACACAUGAACUUAAACCGUAUAUCAUAUUUAUUAAACCACCAAGCAGACACUGCAUGAGGCAGACCAGAGAGAACGCCCGCAUCAUCACAGAUUACUAUGUGAACCUGAGAUAUAAGGAAGAAGACUUCCAGGAGAUAGAAGAAUCUGCAGCAAAGAUGGAAGCUCAGUUUCAUCAGUUUUUUGACCAUGUGUUGGUGAAUGAUGAUCUGCAGUCGGCUUGUAUCCAGCUCAUGUCCAUUGUCCGGCGGGCACAGGAUGAACCACAGUGGAUCCCAGCAUCUUGGAUCUGCUCCGAUUCAUAAUAGUCAACGAAGUAAAGACGAGUUAUCAAAGGCUUAGCGGCCAUGGGAAUAUUAUGUUACUUAGUGCAGACCUUAGAUAGAGAGGAGCUACUGAGUGUGUAGACGGCAGAGACAGAAUAACCUUUAGCAAGCCAUCAGAAUACUCACAGCAGCACAGAGUAUGUCAGGAGAUGCAGGAAGCAGCCACUUCCUGGAAAAGAGCAGAAAGCACCAGGGAAAAUAACAUCACAGGCAGCAGCCUCCACUCACAAUAAUGCAGGAAGACUGUGCUGUGGAAAUGCAUCUCAUACAGGGAAUGAAAUCAGUGAAUUCAACUUAUUAUUAUUUAUUUAGAACUGAUUCGGCUUAAAUAAUAAAUAGAUUAAC